Molecule: messenger RNA, 1429 nt
Organism: Nerophis lumbriciformis (worm pipefish)
Lineage: Eukaryota; Metazoa; Chordata; Actinopteri; Syngnathiformes; Syngnathidae
Gene: dkk3a
Product: dickkopf WNT signaling pathway inhibitor 3a
Biological process (GO): negative regulation of canonical Wnt signaling pathway; multicellular organism development
Cellular component (GO): extracellular region
Molecular function (GO): co-receptor binding; receptor antagonist activity
Source: RefSeq, a predicted model, not a curated record
UCCUUACUGUUGUGCAGCAGCUGCCUGAUCAUGGUGACGAUGAAGAUGAAGAUGCUGACUGCAACCACCAUGCAAGUCCCCGUGCUGCUACUUUUAACCCUCCUAACCACUUGCAAUGGCAUCCUCCCUGAUACAGUGGACUCAGGAAUUAGCCACAUCUUUGACAAUUCUAUUCCAGAGGACCACAUAUUGGUGCAAAGGGAGCAACUGGACCAUGAUGAGCAGCUAGAAACUGAGCAGCAAGAGAAAAGCAUUGCUACAACAACUGUCCCGGACACUGAGCCGGACAACCACAUUGACACUGGCUGUGUCAUCACUGAGGAUUGUGGGAAGGGGAGGUACUGUCUUUUGGAGAAACACAACUCCAAGUGUCAAGCUUGCAAGGACACUGACGUGCCCUGCGCUAAAGAUGAGGAAUGCUGUGACACUCAGUUGUGUGUUUGGGGUCAGUGCAGUCCAAAUGCAACCAAAGGACACGCAGGGAGUACAUGCCAGCAUCAAGACCAGUGCAGCCAGGACCUCUGCUGUGCCUUCCACUCAGCCCUGCUCUUCCCAGUCUGCUCUGCUAAGCCUAUUGAGCGAGAGCGUUGUUUUCCUGCCUCCACCCAACUGACAGCGGAUAAAUCCCCCAAGAAACACUGUCCCUGUGCAGGGGAUCUCCACUGCCAGCAUCUGGGGCGAGGCUCCAUGUGUCUUCAAGCAGUCCACUCGAGUGAAGAGGACCUGACGGACAGCCUUUACUCAGCCAUAGACUACGUCCUGUAAAUGCUUUGCAGACCUAUACAAGAGAAACACAGCAUGAAAUGUGUUUUUCAUGCUUACCUUAGGUUUAAAAGUCUGUUUUGUUAGUCAGUGAAUAGCCUUUUGUAGGUGACUGGCCUGGAGGGUUCACUGGACACUCAUCAGGCCCAAGCAGGGUUUGUAACCCCACUAAUAAUAUGCACUCAACUUUAUGCACUUAAACAGUAUAUAAAAUGUAUUGCACAAUUAAAAGUUGUACAAAUUCAAUCACUGUUGCUGAUAUCAAGGAUGAGUUGUAUAUAUACAAAUAUGUAAUGUAUGCCAGCUGGCGCAGCUGUGCGACAGUAUGUUCGCAUACCUCACUCCCUGACACCUUUAAGAGUUGCGCUGUACAACGAGCUCACAUCUUGGGCUUUUGGCUUGUUGCCCAUCGCACUCGAUUUAACCUGUGCACUCCAGUUCGAUCCCCGUGUAAAUCAAAAACAUUGCGACAAACGGUAUAGAAAAUGACCAAAAAAAUUAAAUGAUGCAGGGCAGAUGAACCACAAUAAUAAACAAUGCACUAACAGAACAUUGUAUCCCAUACAUAAUCAAAGGUAAGUAUAUAGCAUAUUAACAUUAAUAUGCAAUAGUAUAUUAUCAUUAUUCGAUUUAUAUCUGCAUUUGCUGGAGGUGUUUUGUUUACAGG